Messenger RNA from Trichoderma aggressivum f. europaeum, 753 nucleotides. RefSeq lists its product as uncharacterized. NCBI's taxonomy places the organism in Eukaryota, Fungi, Ascomycota, Sordariomycetes, Hypocreales, Hypocreaceae. The transcript is spliced from 3 exons. The coding region runs from base 1 to 753 and encodes 250 amino acids. The record is from RefSeq and is a predicted model, not a curated record.
AUGCUAGACUUUAGCCUCAUUGGCCGCACCUUCAAGGUUGGGGCUGACGGGCUGGCCAUAACGUGGUUUAUUAUCUUUACCCCAGAUCCGAGGGCGGCGUACGGCGGCCAGGAGGGGAACGACGAUAACCUGGAAGGGAGCCACGGCCGCACCCAGGGGCGGGAAAUGCCGGGGACCGGAAGACGCAAGAAGGCCACCGCGUUAAGACGCCACCGCGCCCAAAAGUUCUCGAGAGACUGGGCGAGGCUGCAGGAUGCCUUACUGUUAGGGUGGGCUGAUUUCGUCCGGGAGAACAGCGCCUGCGACCAGUUCUGGGCCGGGGUCCAGCUGGCCUUCCACGCGUACGGCUACGGGGGCAACGUCUGCAUUAACAUUAGCGACGACACCCCUAUCCCAGACAUAGAAGAGGUGUAUGAGGAUAAGGAGGGCGGCGGCAACACCAAGGACGAGUACAGCAGCCUCAACGCCGACACGGAAGACAAGGGCAGCGUCACCGGCGCCUCCCCACGCCGUAGCAGCCCGGCUGACGUGGGAGGGCCGAGGCGCUCCCGUGGGGCCCCACGCGCUAAGUCUGCGGAGAGGGGGGCGCGGCUGAUGGAGUUCGCGGGGCGGGCCCCCGGUAUACAACAGCUGAGCUCUACCAUCGAGGCCGUAUUCUGCCUCGACGCCAUGCAUAGCGUCGCCUACGCUCUCGCCGCGGAUAUCAACUGCCUCAGCGACGGCCGGCCGGUCUGCCUGCUCGCAGACUUUUAG